Pundamilia nyererei is the source of this 2092-nucleotide messenger RNA. It is a transcript of the gene lpar4, whose product is annotated as lysophosphatidic acid receptor 4. Bases 470 to 1534 code for a protein of 354 amino acids. Lineage: Eukaryota; Metazoa; Chordata; Actinopteri; Cichliformes; Cichlidae. The record is from RefSeq and is a predicted model, not a curated record. The transcript is spliced from 3 exons. Gene Ontology annotation, cellular component: plasma membrane. Gene Ontology annotation, biological process: positive regulation of Rho protein signal transduction; phospholipase C-activating G protein-coupled receptor signaling pathway. Gene Ontology annotation, molecular function: lysophosphatidic acid receptor activity.
CGCACGCGCACAGCAGGCGUGGCGGGUUGUGAUGCGGUCACAUUUGUAGCGGACGGACGGAGCGAGUCGUCAGGAUUUGCGGCUCGCUUAAAAACCAGUGGUUUGCGCUGGUGGGUUACAGUUUAACUCAUGAGAGACUCUAAGGAAAGUAGUUUGCAGUCGGAGCAGCAGCAAAACCUUUAAGUUGGGAAAUAAAAGAAGGUCUGGAGGGUUUUUUCGCCCCCUUUGACAGCUGCGCCGCUGCACCGACAAACAUCAGUGACCGGGAGGUGAGCUGUCAUCAUCCAUUCAGCUGUCAGAGGACUGACGAUGACUCCAAGGGGGCUUGACUGGUGGAUCCCCUGCUGACAUCUUUGAUCCCCAGAUUUCCGCUCUAAAACACCCCCGUUUCCCGACAGCUUUUGAGCUGUUGUGCACCCUUUUAUUAUAUAUUUUUUGGAGCCCCCCCCUCUGCGGCUGAGCUCUCAACAUGGCUAGCCUGGUGAUCAACGAGACCGGAAUGGUGGACUGUGGGAUUGACGACUCCUUCAAGUACAACUUGUACUCUGCGGUUUACAGCGUGGUCUUUGUGUCGGGCCUGAUAACCAACUGUGCCGCACUCUUUGUGUUCUGUUUCCGGAUGAAGAUGCAGAACGAGACCACGAUGUUUAUGACCAACUUAGCAUUAUCUGAUUUAGUGUUUGUUUUCACGUUGCCGUUCAAGGUCUUCUACAACGUGAACCGCAACUGGCCUUUUGGAGAUGGACUGUGUAAGGUUUCGGGAACAGCCUUCAUCACUAACAUCUAUGGCAGCAUGCUCUUCCUCACCUGCAUCAGCGUGGACCGCUUCCUGGCGAUAGUCUAUCCGUUCCGUUCACGCGGCAUCCGGACGCGGAGGAACGCGGCACUGAUGUGCGCCGCCGUGUGGCUCACCAUCGUGGGAGGAGGCAUUUCGGUGACCUUCUUCUCUACCAUCAACAGCCGACACAAAGCCACCACAUGCUUCGAGGGCUUUUCCAAGAACACCUGGAAGACCUACCUGUCUAAAAUCACCAUUUUUAUCGAGAUUGUUGGUUUCCUCCUCCCGCUCUUGGCCAAUUUAAUAUGCUCCUCGCUGGUUCUGCGGACGCUGCGUCGCCCCGUGACUGCUGGUCACGGCUGUGACAGUAAGAAACGCGUCCUGCGGAUGAUCCUUGUCCAUCUUGGCAUCUUCAUCAUCUGCUUCGUCCCGUACAACUCUAUCCUCUUCCUGUAUGCCCUGGUGCGAACCCAGGCCCUGGCUAACUGCACUGUGGAGCGCUUUGUCCGAACACUUUACCCCAUCACUCUAUGUCUGGCCAGUCUCAACUGCUGCCUGGAUCCUGUGGUGUACUACUUCACCUCGGAGAGCUUCCAGAAGAGCCUGACCAAGGGAGGCAAAGGGUCUGGUUCUCGACCUGAGAGCAUGCCCCGCAGUGACACGGAGACUAAGGACACAGCGACCGCUGUCCCAAGCGACACCCACACUCUGACCAGCAACGGAAAAGAGACAAAGAUCACUGAAAUUCAAUUGUGACUCAAGAAAGAAGGAGAAGAAGGACAGGGUGGAUUUGACUGCAACUCCUGAAUUUAACAAAUAUAACAAUCACUUGUUUGGUCCUGAAAAUGGAAAACACAUAACUCACCAGAUUAGUUAAGUCCUGAGGUAAGUCCUGAGGCAUGGCCUGGGCUUUAUGGAUUAACCCGGCACCAGGGAUCAGAGGAAUGUAUCUGUGGUUUUUAUGAGCGAUCGCUACAGGGACCAGAGAUCCAACUACACUGGGACUAUUGCAAUAAUCCAGAGACUCAAAGUGGGUCUAUAAGAGAUUCUGACAUGUCAUUGAUCAAACAUAAGACAUGCACACUUCCACUGGACUCUGAAGAAGAUGAUGUCCAUCCACAUGCUGUUUAGUACUUGUGUAACACAACAGUUCCUUAAGUAUUAUUGUUAUAAAGCUCAAGCUUUCACAGUGCAUUAUAUCACUGUGGUGUGUUACUAGUAAUGCUACUGUGUAACACAGCAUUGUGUUGACCUGCUGAGUCAAAUGUAUCUCAUCAUGUUGAAGACUGAGGCCAGUAAAUGUCUGUUUUUGAA